AUGAGUAACGGAAACAACAAUGCGGGAUCUAUUGAAAUUCCGCAAUUGCCAAUACCGGGUGAGACUAAAUCGGAUUUUAACACAACUAAUGGCGUCAGCAUGCCUCAACAGCAGCCCAUAGCGGCUGAGAAGUCUGGAAUGGACUUGUAUUUUGAUCAAGCAUUAGAUUCCAUGGGUAGACAUCCGAUAUGGACAGGCGUUGGCGCUUUUUUUACUUUGUACGUAGCAGCGGGAGCAUACAAAUCCAUAUCAACGAGACUUAAUGGAGGCAAAACAGGUACUACAUUUCUCAAAGGAGGAUUCGAUCCCAAGAUGAAUGCAAAGGAAGCUAUGCAAAUACUAAACUUGACAGAAAAUAAUCUGACUCAGAAAAAACUGAAAGAGGUACAUAGAAAGAUAAUGUUGACUAACCAUCCUGAUAAGGGUGGAUCUCCCUAUUUGGCUACAAAGAUAAAUGAGGCUAAAGAUUUCCUAGAGAAAAAGGUUUUGAGAAAGUAA
Messenger RNA from Zygotorulaspora mrakii, 498 nucleotides. It is a transcript of the gene PAM18, whose product is annotated as Pam18p. NCBI's taxonomy places the organism in Eukaryota, Fungi, Ascomycota, Saccharomycetes, Saccharomycetales, Saccharomycetaceae. The transcript has a single exon. Gene Ontology annotation, molecular function: ATPase activator activity. Gene Ontology annotation, cellular component: PAM complex, Tim23 associated import motor. Gene Ontology annotation, biological process: protein import into mitochondrial matrix. The record is from RefSeq and is a predicted model, not a curated record. Bases 1 to 498 code for a protein of 165 amino acids.